AUGGAGCAUGUUAACACUGUGAUAUCAUUUGUCUCCAACUACAGAGUAGCCAUCCUCUCGGCUUUGACUCUUGUGUUGGCAACAAGAGCUUUGAAAAGGGGCAAGAAGCAACACACCUAUGAACCAGGUGUUGUAUACCUUUAUGACUUCCCCAAGGGUGACUUCCCACUGCUACACAUAUCACCAUUCGUGCUAAAGGUGUCUCUCUUCUUGCGUCACGCCAACAUCCCAUUCAAGGUUAUCAACAACCUUGACAUGGGUCCAAGAAACAAGAAGCCUUGGAUCAGACUUGAUGGAGAGGUGGUUUCGGACUCUGACAUUAUCAUUCACUACUUGAUCAAGAAGUUCAAUAUCAAGGGCUUUGAGAUUAAUGAUGCUGAUUUGGCAGCUGAUGCUCAUCUGCUUCGUAGAUUCAUUGAUGAUGCCGCCGUCUGGUCACUAGUCUACAGUAGAUGGGUGGACCCAAUCAACUGCUCCACCAAUAUUGACGCCAUAUUCUCCAGUGUACCAUUCCCAAUAAGUGUGAUUGUGAAGCGCUUUGCAUCGAAUGGCACCAGCAAGCAGUUGUACGGCGUUGGAAUUUCCAGAUACUCUAGAGACGAGGUUUAUGAGCGCGCUGCAAAGGACCUUGAUGCCCUGGCACGUCGUCUGGGAGACAAACCCUACUUGCUCGGUAAAGAGAUGUCCCUGGUGGAUAUCAGUUUGUUCUCAAUGUUGGCACAGUUCACCUUUGAGAUUGUUCAAUCGCCAGCAGGUGCUGCACUAAAGUCACACCGCAACCUGGUGGACUAUGUAAAGAGGAUUGGUGAGGCACAUUUCAAGUCUGACGAGUUGGAUUUCUCCAAGUCAUACCCAUCAUCAAGACAAUAA
Messenger RNA from Acytostelium subglobosum LB1, 870 nucleotides. RefSeq lists its product as hypothetical. The record is from RefSeq and is a predicted model, not a curated record. The transcript is spliced from 3 exons. Lineage: Eukaryota; Evosea; Eumycetozoa; Acytosteliales; Acytosteliaceae. Bases 1 to 870 code for a protein of 289 amino acids.